AUGAGCUACAGGGAGGAAAUGACUCCCAGCUCUCCCCCUUACAGUCAUGACGACUCUGACGAUGCCUUUAUACUACGAGAACUAUCGACCCCCGAGCUUGAGAAGCGCCGGUUCCUCUACGCCGAUGACCAUACCCGAGAUGGCAGUCUCGAUAUCGAUGGGUUUGACGCGAGGUCGUUCGACACACCGUGGUAUCGACGAAGGGGAUCUUGUUUCUCAAUGAUCCGAUUUGCUGUAUUCUCUAUAAUGAUAUUCAUCUCCAUCGCCUACUACUUUUGGUCUAUAAUUCCUAGUGCGUCCAUAUCAUGCGAAUGCAGGUCCUCAUUAUCCCAUUCUAACCAUCGCGCAGACGAACCGUCCGACAGCGUUCCUCCCCGCCCUGUGUCCCCCCGCUCUGCGAAUCACCAGAAUGUAUCGAUCCUUGCGAGGACUUCGAGCAAUAUGUUUGCGGGGGCUGGAGAGAACGGCACGAUCUGCGGCCUGACCAGGGCUCCAUGUUUACUGGGACUCUUCAUGGCCGAAGCAGCUCAGAUGCGCUUCGACACAUUUUGGAAUCCACAAUUGAGCCACUUGGAUGCUUUGCUGGCUCAAUUCGAAGAUAUCUAUUCCGCAGAGUCAGCUGCGGUUUGGUUUCGGAUGUCAAUAUCACAGAUGCCAGUAUUAUUUCUCAUGAAUUUCUGGCGUUACGGCGCUGGUGGAAAUGGGCCCUGGUGUGAGUACUCCAGCCGUUGGCAUUCCACAUCUUCUUGUUCUAACAGGCGAAGCCCGAUGAUCGUGAUCCGGACCAAAAUUGUUAUCUCUGUCGGCCCACCAGACGAAAUUGGGCUUCCGACUGUGUUCCGAGUACACCGAAGUGUUGAAAGAAGUUCUUGGGGACUUUGUCGGACAGGACAAAGCGAGUUCUCCGUUGAGGAUAUUGUGCUGUUUGAAUUCGAAGCUAGCAAAUGCACACCAGAUGCGCAGACCUUGCAGGAUGUGGAGAAAUCGAAUAUAUUGCUGCCACAGAUCUCUUUAUCUACCAUGGUUUCCGCGCUUUCCCCUGCCGAUUUUCAAGACCGACCGGCCUGGAUUAUCAUCCAGGCGUAUGUGGACCAGAUAGAGGACGCCAAAACUCACGCCCCUGCGCAGGUUUCCAACAAGCUAGCCUGGCAAAGACCCAAAGCUACAACCGAGCGGUGGAGAACGUGUAUUGGGUCGUUAGAUCGAGGACUCAGCUGGCAUUGGGAUGUCGCCCGACGGUUACGGAAACUCAGUAUUGAGAAAGUCGACAACAUUGUCCAAAAGAUCGGAUACCCUACCAAGAGUCCAAAUGUGAUGGACCAGCGGACAUCGAGAGGUAUUACCACGAGCUUCAUAUCUCCAAUGACACCUUCUUUGAGAACGAAAUGGCUAUUGCGAAGUUUGAUUCUUCACCGAGCCUGGUCGAAGUUGGGCAAGCCCACUGACCGAAACGAAUGGGGAAUGACGUGCACAACUGUGAACGCCUACUACAAUCCUCCCUUGCAGGAGAUCGUGUUUCCGCCGGUAUUCUACGGGAAAUCUGCACCUUCUUUCGAUUCGACUGGUCGGCACUAUGACCAGACUGGGAACUACACCGACUGGUGGGACGAGAAGACCGUCCAACGGUUUUCGAAGAAACGCGCGCAGUGCUUCGUUGAUCAAUACUCAAAUUUCACCAACAUUGCAGACGCUGGAGGCCUCGGAGCGCGUUCCAGGCAUUGGAAGAAGAGAGACGAAGCCUCGCGGAUGGCUCAUCUCCCCGGCCUUUUCCACUUUAGCAAGGAGACGCUCUUUUUCAUCGCCUAUGGGAAACUGGUGGGAAGCCGCCUUCAAGCUAUCUAUACUGACCCCCACGCUCCUAAGUUUGAAGAAUUAUAUUGUGAGGCACGGAUGGCCAAUUCUCGCGAAUUCAAUGAGGCAUUCAAUUGCCCACCAAGAAGCCGUGUGCAAGCUCUGGUAGCUGAAGUGGUUUUUUCUGCUCAUUAA
Aspergillus novofumigatus IBT 16806 is the source of this 1986-nucleotide messenger RNA. RefSeq names its product zincin. Lineage: Eukaryota; Fungi; Ascomycota; Eurotiomycetes; Eurotiales; Aspergillaceae. Gene Ontology annotation, cellular component: plasma membrane. Bases 1 to 1986 code for a protein of 661 amino acids. Gene Ontology annotation, biological process: protein processing. Gene Ontology annotation, molecular function: metalloendopeptidase activity. The transcript is spliced from 13 exons. The record is from RefSeq and is a predicted model, not a curated record.